AUGGCAAAGAAAAAGCCAAUGCCGCAUCUCUCGAAGGAAGAGAAAAUGGUGAUCGUUAUAUCGGAAAUCAUACAAGAGCUGCUGGUAGCACAUCGACAAGGCAAAGAUGUUAACCUAAACAAGAUGAAGACUAGAAUUGCGUCUAAGUAUGGUCUGGGAACGUCACCAAGAUUAGUGGAUAUCAUAUCUGCGGUGCCUGCUGAUGCAAAGAGUAUCUUGCUACCGAAAUUGAAAGCUAAACCGAUUCGCACGGCGUCUGGUAUAGCAGUUGUUGCUGUCAUGUGUAAACCACACCGUUGUCCACAUAUAAAUUUUACGGGUAAUAUAUGCGUAUAUUGCCCCGGUGGCCCUGAUUCAGAUUUUGAAUAUUCCACACAAAGUUACACAGGGUAUGAGCCUACAUCAAUGAGGGCUAUCAGAGCGCGCUAUAACCCAUAUCUUCAGACCCGUCACAGAGUGGAACAGCUAAAACAACUAGGUCAUAGUGUGGACAAAGUGGAGUUUAUUGUAAUGGGUGGUACUUUUAUGAGUUUACCAGAGGAUUAUAGAGACUAUUUUAUAAGGAACCUCCAUGAUGCCCUAUCUGGUCACACUUCAAGUUGUGUAGCAGAAGCAGUGAAGUAUUCAGAAAAAGCUAAAACUAAAUGUAUAGGUAUUACUAUAGAGACUCGGCCAGAUUAUUGUUUGCAAAGGCACAUGAGUGAUAUGCUUAAUUAUGGAUGCACAAGGUUGGAAAUAGGAGUACAAUCUGUAUAUGAAGAUAUAGCAAGAGAUACUAACAGGGGACAUACUGUGAAAGCUGUAUGUGAGAAUUUUAAUCUUGCCAAAGACGCUGGAUUUAAGAUUGUAGCUCACAUGAUGCCAGAUCUACCAAAUGUAGAUUUUGAGCGAGAUGUGGAACAGUUUAUGGAGUUCUUUGAGAACCCCGCAUUCAGAGCUGAUGGUCUUAAGAUUUAUCCAACUCUAGUGAUAAGAGGUACUGGUUUAUAUGAACUGUGGAAGACGGGAAGGUACAGGAGCUACCCACCAUCUACUUUGGUCGAUCUGAUUGCAAAGAUAUUGGCUUUAGUCCCACCGUGGACUAGAGUUUAUAGGGUACAACGUGAUAUACCCAUGCCCCUUGUAUCUUCGGGGGUGGAACAUGGUAACCUAAGAGAGCUUGCGUUAGCCCGUAUGGCUGAUUUAGGAACAGAUUGCAGGGAUGUGAGAAGUAGGGAAGUCGGUAUACAAGAAAUACACAACAAAGUGAGGCCUUAUGAGAUAGAAUUAAUAAGGCGUGACUAUGUUGCCAACGGUGGGUGGGAGACAUUCCUCUCAUAUGAGGACCCGGACCAAGAUAUACUGGUUGGUCUGUUGCGGUUGAGGAAAUGCGCCAAAGACACGUACCGACCGGAAUUGAAGCCGGGUCCCAAAGUUAACUUCAAACAGUGCAGUAUCGUGAGGGAGUUGCAUGUGUAUGGAUCUGUUGUACCUGUUAACGCCAGAGACCCAACAAAGUUCCAACAUCAAGGUUUUGGUAUGCUUCUGAUGGAGGAAGCAGAACGUAUAGCUAGAGAGGAACACGGCUCAGACAAAAUGGCCGUAAUUUCUGGCGUCGGCACGAGGAACUAUUAUGCGAAGAUCGGAUAUCACUUGGAAGGACCGUACAUGGUCAAAAUGCUUGUU
Molecule: messenger RNA, 1665 nt
Organism: Brenthis ino (lesser marbled fritillary)
Lineage: Eukaryota; Metazoa; Arthropoda; Insecta; Lepidoptera; Nymphalidae
Source: the annotation of a GenBank genome assembly